GCCUGGGACCUGCUCCCUCUGGGGUCGAGCGUCACUGCCAAUCCCUCUGCCGUCAUCAGCGAUCAUUUCGUGGCCUGCCUACCUUAAGGUAACUACGCUGACGCUUCUUUACCCUCGCCUGUUCCUUUCUCCCUCCCACCUGCCAAUACGACAAGCAAUUUCUCUCCAGAGUACAUCAAAGACAUUCACCACAAAGCAGUCGAGAUCCAGAACGUCGUCAAAAUGCUGCACAGCUACCACCUCUCCGUCUUCCUCCAGCUCUUGCUGGCCAUCUUCGCCUUUGCGGCCCCGGUCGCCGACGAGGUUUCGACCACGGCUGCUGACCCGUGGCAGUACGGCACUGGCGGCGGCAUUGUCGGCUUCAUCGUUCUGGUCCUCGAUAUUAUUGUCUGGAUCGAGGUCCUCAAGUCUAACCGCCCCGUCAGCCACAAGCUCCUCUGGUGUCUCCUCGUCUUCCUCUUCCCCAUCGGUGGCAUCAUCAUCUACUGGCUCUUCUCCAACCGCGCCGCCCACAACAGUGGCGGCUACGAGCCUCUAUAAAAGCGUGCACACACACUGUGUGCUCGCCCCAGGAUUUGCAAGACAUUGGAACCUCGUGUGGUGAUUCCCGCCACUCAAAGAUGCCAGGCAUUGUUUGGUCCUACGACAUCCUACGUCCAAGUCCGAGUCCUCGGGCUGCUUCAUGAAGUAUCAAUCGUGGCAAGGAUUGUAGAGAUGGAGUAGGAAGCGCAAGGUUGCGCAUGAGUAGCAUAUUGGUGUUGUAUAUGUUCUGGGUGUGCAUGACUGAAUUUCCUUGAUGGGAAAUUGGUUGAGGAGACGAAGGAUCUGUUUCUACGCACAACGACUUGAGCAAAAUGAUUGACAGCAGCUAUCAAAUCUUCAAUGCGCAUUAAAUCUACCUGCCGUUUCCAUCCUUGUACAUGCAGUGCACGUUAUGAUCAACCACACGUGACAUGCCUCAGAGUGGACUGGCUUGUUGAACAUCACAAAUGACAACAGUCCGCCCGAAGAG
Microdochium trichocladiopsis is the source of this 1012-nucleotide messenger RNA. RefSeq lists its product as uncharacterized. The coding region runs from base 223 to 540 and encodes 105 amino acids. The record is from RefSeq and is a predicted model, not a curated record. The transcript is spliced from 2 exons. Lineage: Eukaryota; Fungi; Ascomycota; Sordariomycetes; Xylariales; Microdochiaceae.